UUCCCAGAAUGCACUGGGGGGGCGUGGUCUGCAGACAAUGUAGCUGCAUAAAUAGGGAGGACAACGGCAGCACGUCAACAUGAUCGAUCAGAGGAUAAAGAGCCGCAGGGUCAAUAGACUGUGACUUAGAGAAACACAGUUUGAUGCUGGUCACUGGCAGUGAGUCCGCUCCGUUCAGACGCUCCUCUCUGCGGACAUAAACAAACCGGGACACAGACACUGAGCACAGGCAGCAGACAUGCCUCUGAAUAGGUCCCAGCUGGCUGUGGGGUUCGCGGUGGCCGGUGUCCUGGCCGUGGUGUUUGGGAUAGUCCUCACUUUUGUGGGUCCGCUGGUAAUCGACGACCAGAUCGUGAAGAACACAGUGAUCGACCCAAAGAAUGAUCUGUCCUACACCAUGUGGAAGGACAUCCCUGUGCCGUUCUUCAUGUCGGUCUACUUCUUCAACAUCCUCAACCCCAAGGAGAUGCUGAAAGGAGAAAAGCCCAUGGUGGAGCAGCGAGGACCUUAUGUGUACAGAAAACGCUGUCAGAAAGACAACAUCACAUUUCAUCCAAAUGGCACAGUGUCGUAUAAGGAAUACAGAACAUACUUCUUCGAGCCUUCCAUGUCUGUAGGGAACGAGUCCGACAUCGUAACGAUACCAAAUAUGUUGGUGCUGGGUGCAGCGGUGAUGAUGGAAAAUCUACCGUACGCAGUUCGUUUAAUGAUCAGCGCCACCUUCAAGACUUUCAAGGAAGGACCCUUUAUGACCAAGACCGUCGGGGAGCUGAUGUGGGGCUAUGACAGUGGACUGGUCGAUUUCCUUAAUAAAUAUCUACCCGGCAUGCUGCCCUCAACUGGAAAGUUUGGCCUUUUUGCCGAAUUCAACAACUCCAACACUGGUCUGUUCACCAUCUUCACCGGACAGGACGACAUCAGGAAUGUUCAUAAAGUUGAUUCCUGGAAUGGCCUGACAGAGCUGAACUACUGGCAGACCCCGCAGUCUAACAUGAUCAAUGGAACAGCUGGGCAGAUGUGGCCUCCCUUCAUGACAAAAGAAAGCACUUUGCCAUUCUACAGCCCUGACGCCUGCAGGUCUAUGGAGCUUGUUUACCAGCGUCCUGGUGUGAUGAAGGGAAUCCCUCUUUAUCGGUAUGUUGCACCCAAGACCCUGUUUGCCAAUGGGACAGACUACGCCCCCAACGAAGGUUUCUGCCCCUGUAGACAGUCCGGCCUGCUGAACGUCAGCAGCUGUCGCCACAAAUCUCCGGUCUUCAUCUCUCAUCCUCACUUCUUUAAUGCUGAUCCUGUGCUCCUGGACUAUGUGGACGGCCUCCAUCCCAAUGAGGAGGAGCAUGGCCUCUUCAUCGACAUUCACCCACAAACCGGUGUCCCUCUCAAUGUGUCCAUCCGCCUGCAGCUCAACCUCUACAUGAAGAAAGUGUCAGGAAUUACAGAAACUGGCAAGAUUUCUGAGGUGGUGAUGCCCAUGAUCUGGUUUGAGGAGAGUGGAUAUAUAGACGGGCCUAUCCUCAACACGUUCCACACAAACCUGGUCAUUCUUCCUGCUGUGAUGGAGUACAUGCAGUACGGCUUCAUAGCGCUCGGCCUGGCAACGAUAAUAAUCGCCGCUCUGGUGCAUCAUAAGAAGCGGAGGUCUGAUAGAAAUGCUACAAUGAUCUCCACAGUUUUGGAGAACCCCGGGGCCUCCGACAAAAAGCCAGUAAAAGGCUCACAUGGCCAUGAAACACUGGAGAAAUAUAACAUAAAUAACUAAGAGAAAUAAACGUGAAGGUGGCACCACACCAGAUGCAACAACAACCACUUCAGGCGAAGAGAAAGACCCUCUACUACAAGAUGAAAUGGACUGACAUACAGGCACACACACACACAUAAACAAGCGCACAAACACACACAGAUGAUGUUGUGGACUUGCUGAAGGCCAACAUCAUUCCAGAUGUUGAGUUGAAACGCUGCCACAAGGUGCUCUACUCAGUAUAUUCUAAUGAGACGUGCACAAGUGAACUUGUGCCGUGUUUUUCCUGCACUGUAAAGUUGAUGAAACUCUCAGCCAAAGACCCCUGUUCUGUUUUUCUAUGCAUUUGUGUUGAGGCUGUUGGGGUUGAGACUGUCCGUCUGUUCAGGCAGAGUGAGUUGAGACACUUCUGUCUCUGAACAAAACACUUUUUUCUACAAAGUACUAACCAAACAAACUCUUUAUUUCCAGUGAAAUGUGACAGAUGUGAACAUGCUCAGGCUCUGCUUGGGGUCCGAUGAUCAUCAGUGUUGAUCUGAAAAUGUCAUCAUCAUCACUUCAUCAGGAGCAAUAGUAGACAGUUACUGUGGUGGCUGUUAUUUGACCUCUUUAUUUUAAAGAAAUGGUUCUGUAGUAACAACCAGGGAACUAAUGACCAGCAAGUGUGUAUCACACACUCUAACAAUCAGUGAGUUAAGCAGAGCACUUUUUGUAUCCUACUGUCUUCUGUAAAGAUGUGAAUGUUUCUUCUUGAAACUGAUGUGAAUGACUCCAUCAUAAAUAAAUCAGGUAAUAAAUGUG
Molecule: messenger RNA, 2539 nt
Organism: Hippoglossus stenolepis (Pacific halibut)
Lineage: Eukaryota; Metazoa; Chordata; Actinopteri; Pleuronectiformes; Pleuronectidae
Gene: scarb1
Product: scavenger receptor class B, member 1
Exons: 14
Coding region: 239-1759 (506 amino acids)
Biological process (GO): cholesterol efflux; plasma lipoprotein particle clearance; recognition of apoptotic cell
Cellular component (GO): caveola; cytoplasm
Molecular function (GO): low-density lipoprotein particle binding; scavenger receptor activity; lipid binding
Source: RefSeq, a predicted model, not a curated record